This is a messenger RNA of Rhineura floridana, 1297 nucleotides long. RefSeq lists its product as uncharacterized. NCBI's taxonomy places the organism in Eukaryota, Metazoa, Chordata, Lepidosauria, Squamata, Rhineuridae. The transcript is spliced from 4 exons. The coding region runs from base 1 to 1200 and encodes 399 amino acids. The record is from RefSeq and is a predicted model, not a curated record.
AUGCAAAGGACAACGCUUUCCCUGUUGCUGCCAUCGCUCACUGUGCCAGGGAAAGCUUCACCUGCAGAACUGGGGGCUGUCACGGGCAGGAACAAGGGAGCGCUCCUCGGGGGAGGGAGGGAAGUGGGGGUACCCUGCGGGGAUUACGCAGGGCCUUAUCAGCUACCGAGACGAAACUCUGGGCACGCCUCUAACGGGGGAACCCCUGGGCGGCCGCCUUGUGGGCCAGGCGGGGCUUGCGAUCCGGCCCUGCAGGCAGAGACGGUUCUGAGCGGGCGGGUGGCGGGCGUCGGAAGGGGGCAACGGCGCCCUCGAGUCUCCUGUCGCGCUGUUGUUGCCUAUGGGAGGCUCCGCGGCGCGGGACAGAGGGGGCAAGGCUGUCUUUCUUAUUCGUGGUGGGUGUUGCGUACGCGCUCUGCGAGGCCAACCGCACCACCAACCCUGAGCCCCGCUCCCUCCCAGGGACGCCUGAGGCGGGCGCCGCCCGAGGGCCCACACGGAAGGCGUUUUCUCCCGACCCAGGGAAAGGUCUUUUCUGACCGCGAUCGCCUCCCUUGGUUGCCGGGCAGCAUCCGGCUGGGCCAGGUCCUCGCCUCGUUGAACGCUACGAUCCAAGGAGGGGUCCAGAGCCUCAUCCUCUUAGCCAGAUUAUUCCCGACGCUGAUUUUGCUAAUCCUUGCUAAACUGCCUGCGCUCCCCCCUUCCUUCUCCUCGUCGGCCAGUCGCCAGGAUUUGCAAGCGCCCCACUCCGAAGCGACCCCGCUCCCAAGCCGUGAACGCCAGAGGGCUCUGGGGGAUUUUCCGGCUGAGAAGACUGGCGCUCCUGUCGAAGCCCUGGUCAAACUGUGGAAUGCGGAGAUGACUCGGACUGUUGACACGAUUGCUCCUGCGCGCCCUCUUCUGUGUAGAGCUCAUGCAGCUCCAUGGUACACCCCGGAGCUGAGAGCGAUGAAACAAAAUAGGAGAUGGCUUGAGCGGAAGUGGAGGCGAAUUUCCGACAGAUGCAAUUAUGCGCUGAAUAGUAGAGCUGGAAGUGGCUGUAACACCAUCUACUGCUUGAGUCCUACUGGCGGAGAAGGCCAUGGGAUUUGCUGGAAGUACACCAACCCUGGAGCCCACCAGGUUCCAUCCCUGACAAUCGGUCAGCCUGUUACUUGUACUGGAACUGCUUCUCAGAUAAAGCGGGUGCCCAAGCCGUGAGCCCCCGGCGCCAGGCAGGAACCGACCCAGGUAAGGUGGCGAGCAGAAUCGGUGCCGGAGUCAGAGAGGGACGACUUUGCUCCUCUGUGGCGGAGAC